AUGAAAGUUUAGUUUUUAAUUGUCUUAACUGCCUAUUUGCUAAUCUUAACAAGCGCUUUUGACGAUAAUUGUGCUUUUCGUAUUGAUCAGUUGAAUAACAAAGUAUUAAAAACUGUUAUAAUCAAAGAUUGUAAAAAAUGCUUCACAUCAGAUGUUACAUUAACAAUAGAGUCAAAUAGUGAAUAAAUAACUUCUCUAAAAUUGACAGCCGUCGAAUCUAGCAGCUCUGUAUAAAGCGUAACUCUAUUACCAAUGUCUGAUUCUUUAACUAUUGAUCCUAGUCUUUAAUUAUAUUACCCUAGUCCUUCAGGUUAUACUUUUAGUAAUUUUAUAACCGCCUGCAGAACAAAAUAAAUUAAUGGAUAACUCACUUAUGAUUUAACUUUUAUGCCUAAAGUAAAUGGUAAAGACUAAACAUUUAUAUUAAAUAAUGGGUAUACUAGCAGCUUAUUACUUAAAAGUGUAGCUUAUGUCUCAAUGAUUAUUUGUAUAGUGUUAUUUUUCUGA
Messenger RNA from Tetrahymena thermophila SB210, 507 nucleotides. Its product is annotated as transmembrane protein, putative. NCBI's taxonomy places the organism in Eukaryota, Ciliophora, Oligohymenophorea, Hymenostomatida, Tetrahymenidae. The transcript has a single exon. The record is from RefSeq and is a predicted model, not a curated record.